This is a messenger RNA of Penicillium psychrosexuale, 1770 nucleotides long. RefSeq names its product Mob1 family protein. The record is from RefSeq and is a predicted model, not a curated record. Gene Ontology annotation, cellular component: cytoplasm. The transcript is spliced from 2 exons. Lineage: Eukaryota; Fungi; Ascomycota; Eurotiomycetes; Eurotiales; Aspergillaceae. The coding region runs from base 1 to 1770 and encodes 589 amino acids.
AUGACUGCUGCGGGAGUCUCCCCGUCAAGCUCCCCGCGGCUUCCCAGUCCUCCUCCAUUUACUGAGGUUCAGUUUGGGCCUCAGUCGCCAUCGGUUGGCGACUCCUUUGCCAAAGAUACAGACCUGCUUGCCGUCGCGAUGGGACAAAAUGAUGGCUCGACGCGCAGAAUCCGGCCAGGGACCAAAUCCGCCAACAUGGCAUCUGGUCCACCAGUGGUUUCCCUUUCACAGCUUGAUUCUCCAUUCCAGCUCCAGGAACACCUCAAAUCCCAGUUCAAUAAGCUUGCGCCCCAGUACCCUAAACUCAAGGAGAAGUACGAUGUGCUUAUGGAGAAGCACGAGGUGCUUAUGAAGGAGUACACUGAGCUGAAGCUUAAAGCAUCUGACAAGGCGGACCCGAACUACGAUGUGCUUAUGAAGGAGUACAAUGUGCUUCUGGGGGAAUACAAUAAGCAGAAUCCCAAAGGAUUUGACAAGAUGGACCUGACGAGCGAGGUUGCGGAAGAGCCGACAGAACCCCCGGGAAUCGAGAUGGCGAAAGAGCCGUCAAGACCGGGGAGCGAGGUUGCGAAUGAGCUGACAAAACCCCCGAAGGGAUUCGAGGAGACCGUUUGGAAAUACGAACUGUGCCGCUUCUUCACUAUAGAAGCCAACCGCCUGAUCGAGGGCUUUUUCUCUGAAAGCCCGCCCUGCUCGUCGCAAACUUGUCCCGAGAUGCGAGUCAACGAUUGGCAGUAUAUUUGCGCGGGCGCAGGACACCCGGAAGCCAAAUACUGCUGCGCGAUUGACUAUUGCUGCCAUACUCUGGACUGGGCCAUGAACAUUCUCACAUCGGAGAAGAUUUUCCCUAGCCGACUUAGAUUGUCAGGCGAUCAGAACACCAGAAACCGCUUGCAUGACAUCUUCCGCCGCCUUUACCGUUUCUUUGCGCACGCAUGGUACCGGCAUCCUGCUGUGUUUUCGAAAGUAGAUAAUCAUGGUGGUUUGUACGUCUUUUUCAAGACUGUUUGUGUUUACUACAACCUUGUCUCGGAUUACACAAUCCCCCUUAAGGCCGGAGGACCUGAUGAAGCCGCAGCAGCCCAGAAAAGGGAAGCGGCCAAGAAAAGGAGGGAGGAGGUCGAGGGAAAAGAAACCAAGGAAAAACCUGCCAACAGCAACAACCGUUUCACUAUUCUACGCAAGGAAAGUGAUAACACAUUCGGUACUGCUGUGGAGAGUCAAGACCCGGCGCUCCUCACUGGCGCGACCACCCGUCGCCAUAAGCACAGUCCCUCCACAGGAUCGCGUGUUACAACUAUCGCGGAGGAUGCGGAGGAUCUGGAAGAGAUUACGUCAUCGUCAUUGCAUGAGCCCCUGAAGCAAUCGCUUGAACCGCGGCCUGUUUCUGUUUUGGAAAUACGGACUCCAGGGGAACGUACCGUCGCGGAUGAGCCAACUGUCGAUGUGGAAGAAUCCUCUGAAGAGCUAGUUGAGGAACCUCAGGAACAGCCACCGCAAGAAACCCAUGAGCAGCCAUCUGAAACUGCUAAAGAACAGGAGAAUAGUGAGCAGGUUGAGCAGACCGAACAGACUGAGGAGUCUUUCUCCGAAGAGCCGGCCACAAACACAGAAUCGACCAUCAACAAGCAUGCUACGGAAGGCGAUGAAAAUACAACUUCCCACGAAGAGGAGACUUCAGCUGAAGAGCUCAAAGAGGCGGUCGAGGCGGUAGAAGAGCCUUCUGUUGCCCCCGAAACCAAACACGAGCCAGAGAAGGAGGAGUCGUGA